Siniperca chuatsi (mandarin fish) is the source of this 2727-nucleotide messenger RNA. It is a transcript of the gene ap2m1b, whose product is annotated as adaptor related protein complex 2 subunit mu 1b. Gene Ontology annotation, cellular component: cytoplasmic vesicle; AP-2 adaptor complex. The coding region runs from base 191 to 1501 and encodes 436 amino acids. Gene Ontology annotation, biological process: clathrin-dependent endocytosis; intracellular protein transport. The record is from RefSeq and is a predicted model, not a curated record. Gene Ontology annotation, molecular function: clathrin-cargo adaptor activity. The transcript is spliced from 12 exons. Lineage: Eukaryota; Metazoa; Chordata; Actinopteri; Centrarchiformes; Sinipercidae.
GACAGUCCGCUCCUGCCGCCGACAUCUUGCCUCCGACCGGAGGAGACGGCGGAGCCCGGGUCUCACGGUCACGCGUCCCGAUGCAGUGACGGCAGGGCCGCAGCGGUUCUCUGCGAGCAGCCCGGAGACGGCGGCAUCUCUGCGGAGCAGUGACUCUUCGUUAUGAUCAGCUCUGACUGACGGCCUCGCCAUGAUCGGAGGACUCUUUAUCUACAACCACAAGGGGGAGGUGUUGAUCUCCCGGGUGUACCGCGAUGACAUCGGGAGAAAUGCGGUGGACGCGUUUCGAGUUAACGUCAUCCACGCCCGGCAGCAGGUCCGCUCUCCGGUCACCAACAUCGCCCGGACCAGCUUCUUCCACGUCAAACGCUCCAACAUCUGGCUGGCGGCGGUCACCAAGCAGAACGUCAACGCCACCAUGGUGUUCGAGUUCCUCUACAAGAUGUGUGACGUCAUGUCUGCGUACUUCGGCAAGAUCAGCGAGGAGAACGUCAAGAACAACUUCGUCCUCAUCUACGAGCUGCUCGACGAGAUUUUGGACUUCGGUUACCCCCAGAACUCAGAGACUGGAGCUCUGAAGACCUUCAUCACUCAGCAGGGCAUCAAGAGUCAGCACCACACCAAAGAGGAGCAGUCUCAGAUCACCAGUCAGGUAACUGGUCAGAUCGGCUGGAGGAGAGAAGGAAUCAAAUACAGACGCAACGAGCUGUUUCUGGACGUGCUGGAGAGCGUCAACCUGCUCAUGUCACCUCAAGGUCAGGUGCUCAGUGCUCAUGUCUCAGGUCGAGUGGUGAUGAAGAGUUACCUGAGCGGGAUGCCCGAGUGUAAGUUUGGGAUGAACGACAAGAUCGUCAUCGACAAGCAGGGAAAGGGAGGAAGCUCCGAGGACAGCGGCAAGAGUGGUAAACAGUCCAUAGCGAUCGACGACUGCACCUUCCAUCAGUGUGUUCGUCUCAGUAAGUUCGACUCGGAGCGCAGCAUCAGCUUCAUCCCUCCAGACGGAGACUACGAGCUCAUGAGGUACCGGACCACCAAAGACAUCAUCCUGCCGUUCAGAGUCAUCCCUCUGGUCCGAGAAGUCGGUCGCACCAAACUGGAAGUCAAAGUCGUCAUCAAGUCCAACUUCAAGUCGUCGCUGCUGGCUCAGAAGAUCGAGGUUCGGAUCCCCACCCCCCUCAACACCAGCGGGGUUCAGCUCAUCUGUAUGAAGGGAAAAGCAAAGUACAAAGCCAGUGAGAACGCCAUCGUCUGGAAGAUAAAGCGCAUGGCGGGGAUGAAGGAGUCUCAGAUCAGCGCAGAGAUCGAGCUGCUGCCGACCAACGACAAGAAGAAGUGGGCUCGACCUCCGAUCUCCAUGAACUUUGAGGUGCCGUUUGCUCCGUCAGGUCUGAAGGUUCGGUACCUGAAGGUGUUCGAGCCGAAGCUGAACUACAGCGAUCACGACGUCAUUAAAUGGGUUCGUUACAUCGGGCGCAGCGGCAUCUACGAGACCCGCUGCUGACCCCGCUGCCGCCGGGGCUGAUGGGAAGGAAUCGUUGCUGUUACUCUCCUCUACAGAUGUGUGUGUGUGUGAUGUGAUGAUACAUUCCUGCUGUUUGAAACAUUUACAGAGAUGGUUGAUGAAACGUCUCGAUUCAGUACAAAGUGACUUUUCUGUAUUUAAUCCCGAGUUUUUCCAAAUGUUUGAUGACUGAGCAGAUCAGCCAAUCACAUUCCAGAAAACACCUCAGCUGGCUCUAGAGGUCUUCAUAGCUCCAAAAGUGGCCUCUGGAAAACUACCUGACGCCAGUGUACCCGACAAAAAAGAGACCAGGUCUGAGAUAGACCAGAUAGAGACCUCCAGCUGACAACAUAUAGUUUGUGAAAAAUACUCUGUAGUAAAAUAGUCCAGAUUAAAACCAGCCCCCCCGUGUUACUGCAGUGCUUCAGUGUGUCUCUUCGUACAGUAGUUGUAGUUGUGAGCAGCAGAGGUGGAGAUAUCCUGACUUCUAGUCCAAACACACGGACGAACCAGGAAACUCAGCUGCACCUUCACUGUUUUGGGUUUGAGGCAGAGACGCCGGGAGAGAGAGCUCACCUUCAGAGAGCGUUUGGGUCCAUCGGCCAGUUUGAUCUGUAGUUCUUUACUGCAAACAGAAGCACAGAGUGAGUCCUCCUGUCUCGUAGUCCGUCUGUGAUCUGUGUGGUUACCCAGCAUGCUUCAGUCUCGCUCACUUUAAACUUGUUUGCUUUCAGUGUUUGUUGAUUUAUUGAACGUCUGAAUUUGUCUCUGGUGAAAACGUGAUAAGUUGUUUAAGUGUUUUAUUUUUAUUAUUUUUACAGUUUUUGUAUCCAGAUGUGUCGGUUCACUAAUAAGAUUUGUCUGUAAAUGAAAAUGUUAUGAAUCUGUGUGAUUCAUGUUUUUAUAUCCCAGUGGGGACUUUAACCUGAAUGCACACUAACCCACGGGGACUUGUGUCACCGUGGGGAGAGACGGCUUUUUGAGGGUUAAGACUUGGUUUUAGGGUUCAGGUUCAGGUCAGGGUCAGGGUCUAGAGAAAGCAGUAUGUCAGUGACUGUCCCCCACGGGAUAGUGAAACAAACGUGUGUGUGUGUGUGUGGAGAAGCAGAUCAAUAUUUUCUGUCAGCCAGAAACUGAUCAUGUUGAAUCAGCAGCCGUGAGUCUCUGUCUGUUGGAAGUUAUUUUGCCAAAUCUUCUGUUUUGUCAAUAAAAUCAUUCAGACCGAC